UUCAGUUUCUCACAAUCUAUUACAGUGUUUACGUACGGUAACAAUAAUAUUAAUUAAGGAAUAUCGCCCGAAUAUCACCAACCACGUCACCUAGAAAAGAUGGACACAAGAACGGGGGAAGGCAAUCGCGAGAGGUCCAGACGGCCUGUAAGAAAUAAGCGAUACAGCAGAUCUAAUAAGAAAAUUAUGAACAGGAGAACCUAUGGAGAAGACAAAAGGCCGCCGAAAAGACUAUUUACUCCUGAAAUCAAAAGGUUCCUAAAGGACUGGCUCGUGAGAAGAAGAGAAAAUCCAUAUCCCAAUCGGGAAGAGAAGAAAAUGCUGGCUGUGCAAACGGGCUUGACGUAUAUACAGGUGUGCAACUGGUUCGCCAACUGGCGCAGAAAGCUCAAAAACGCGGGCAAGGAACCCCAGCAGAAGACCUGGGGCGACCUCAUCAAAACCUACAACAACCAAGUGCAAGGCAACGUGGAGCACUUCAGCAUCUGCUCCGAUGACAGCAUCUGGGAGGAACCAGACACAUAUUCCAACUUCGACGACGAAAUAAACGACCGUAUUUCCAUUGACAAAAAAAAAUCGACCAGCGCGUCGGCAGACCACAGCUACACGUACCCCGACAAAAAGUGCUUCAACAACAACAACUCGGACGUCCAGAAUCAGUGCUACUACGUCAGUUCCACCACGGAGACGGACCCCGAAGCGAAUCCGUUCGCACAAACGGCCAAUAAAUACAAGAACCACAUCAUGGAGAAGUACCUGAGAGACUGCCAGAAGCCCGAGUACCGCGUGGACGAAACAGGCGAUGCCAACAAGCCUUCCAUGAUCUCGAAGUGGUUGGAAAGCGCGGCUAAUUUCAAACCUAGUGAGAACAACUAUAUAGAUUGGACGUUUUCGAGGUCGAGCAAGAAGAAGUGCAAGAAGACUGUGGAUACAGCUAACAGCAUGCUUCUGAUUCAUGGCAGGGAAGAACUUGACGCAGCCGAGGCGCUUACCACUCUCGCGAAUUCUAGGAAUUACAAACAAUUAUAAAGCAUAUGCAACGCACAGGGUAUCUUAGGGAAAUGACGACGAACAUUCUUAGAACUUUUAGGAAUAAAACGCAGAUGAAGGAGAAGCUUUCUGUGAAUCUAUUCUACCAGUUUCACAAUGAAACAUUUUUUAAAACAAUGUUUAGCUCUGUGUAUAUAAAUUUAGGCAAUCAGGUACCUACUUAUUUAUUAUAUCAAUAUGUCUUCAUUACUUUUUUUUAGUUCCAAUAACAUGUAUCUGCAGGUUAGUAAGCAAUAUGCAAAAUUUUCAAAAACAUAUUUUUUAUAGCAUAAAUUCUGUCAAGAAUAAAUAGUGAGAUAAUCAGUUAUAUCACGUUAGCUGUGACGGAUGCUACGAUUUAGCAGACGAUUAUUAUAGUGUUAAAGACGUGAAAUUAAAAAUUAUACACUAUUCUGCAUCACUUCACUUACCUUUUGUGU
Messenger RNA from Anoplophora glabripennis (Asian longhorned beetle), 1469 nucleotides. RefSeq names its product iroquois-class homeodomain protein irx-3. The record is from RefSeq and is a predicted model, not a curated record. Gene Ontology annotation, cellular component: nucleus. The transcript is spliced from 4 exons. The coding region runs from base 100 to 1029 and encodes 309 amino acids. Gene Ontology annotation, biological process: cell development; regulation of transcription by RNA polymerase II; muscle organ development. Gene Ontology annotation, molecular function: DNA-binding transcription factor activity, RNA polymerase II-specific; RNA polymerase II cis-regulatory region sequence-specific DNA binding. Lineage: Eukaryota; Metazoa; Arthropoda; Insecta; Coleoptera; Cerambycidae.